Molecule: messenger RNA, 1437 nt
Organism: Sinocyclocheilus grahami
Lineage: Eukaryota; Metazoa; Chordata; Actinopteri; Cypriniformes; Cyprinidae
Product: fumarate hydratase, mitochondrial-like
Exons: 9
Coding region: 51-1361 (436 amino acids)
Biological process (GO): tricarboxylic acid cycle; malate metabolic process; fumarate metabolic process
Cellular component (GO): mitochondrion
Molecular function (GO): fumarate hydratase activity
Source: RefSeq, a predicted model, not a curated record
CCUGAUUCUCGUCCCUGGUUGGUGAGAAACUAGUUCCGCCUCCGGUCGCCAUGCAUCGCUCCGCACGGAACCUGCAGCGCUUCAGCGCGGAUCUGUCGAAGCUGUGGGCCGCGCAGAGAUCCAGCAGCCUCCGGUACAUCUGCCCAGCGCCGGGGCUCCAGCUCAAGCCGCUCAGAAUGGCCAGCUCAGAGUCGUUCAGGAUCGAGAGGGACACGUUCGGGGAGCUCAGAGUCCCUUCUGAUAAAUAUUAUGGAGCUCAGACGGUCCGAUCAACAAUGAACUUCAAGAUCGGAGGAGCCUCGGAGAGAAUGCCAAUUCAAGUCAUCAAAGCCUUUGGGAUCCUGAAGAAAGCUGCGGCAGACGUGAAUAAAGAUUACGGUUUGGACCCAAAGAUCGCAGACGCCAUCAUAAAAGCUGCUGAUGAGGUGGCUGCUGGGAAGCUGGAGGAUCAUUUCCCGCUGGUGGUUUGGCAAACAGGAUCCGGAACGCAGACUAACAUGAACGUCAAUGAGGUGAUCAGUAACAGAGCCAUCGAGAUUCUCGGAGGAAAACUGGGCAGCAAAGACCCUGUUCACCCCAACGACCACGUCAACAAGAGCCAGAGCUCUAAUGACACGUUCCCCACUGCCAUGCACAUCGCUGCUGCUAAAGAGGUGCAUGAGGUUCUUCUGCCGGGUCUUCAGACGCUGCAUGACGCUCUCGCUGCCAAAGCUGAACAGUUCAAAGACAUCAUUAAGAUCGGCCGCACACACACACAAGACGCAGUGCCGCUCUCUCUUGGACAGGAGUUUGGCGGUUACGUCCAGCAGGUGAAGUACAGCAUCGAGCGGGUGAAAGCGGCCAUGCCUCGUGUGUAUGAGCUGGCAGCGGGCGGCACUGCGGUCGGCACCGGACUCAACACACGCAUCGGCUUCGCUGAGAAAGUAGCAGAUAAAGUGGCUGCGCUCACAGGUCUUCCGUUCGUCACAGCGGCUAAUAAGUUUGAGGCUCUGGCGGCCCACGAUGCACUGGUGGAGCUGAGCGGCGCUCUGAACACCAUCUCCGUCAGCAUGAUGAAGAUCGCCAACGACAUCCGCUUCCUGGGAUCCGGACCUCGCUCGGGUCUCGGAGAGCUGAUCCUGCCUGAGAACGAGCCCGGCUCCAGCAUCAUGCCCGGGAAGGUGAACCCCACGCAUGUGUUUGUCGCUCCUGUGUGUCUGAUCUGGUCGUCUCUUGCAGGUUAUGAUAAAGCCGCCACUAUUGCAAAGACGGCGCACAAAGAAGGCUUGACUCUGAAAGCCACGGCCGUCAAGCUGGGCUUCCUGACAGACGAGCAGUUUGAGCAGUGGGUGCGACCGCAGGACAUGCUGGGACCCAAAUAGAUCAGAACCACGGGACGCCUGGAUAAAGGUCACGGGAAUGAUGUGUUUGUACAAUAAAACACCCGUUUCAUUCAAA